Molecule: messenger RNA, 1566 nt
Organism: Closterium sp. Yama58-4
Lineage: Eukaryota; Viridiplantae; Streptophyta; Zygnematophyceae; Desmidiales; Closteriaceae
Source: the annotation of a GenBank genome assembly
AUGGAUCGUUUCAGACGAGAUCUUCCGCAGCGGUAUCAUUCUCAGGCACGGCACAAUGGCUCGAAUAGCUCGCAUUCCUCUGUGAAUCCCAAUCCCAACGCUGCAGAACAGGGUUGCACCCGUGUGUCACCAGCUGCUACUCCCAUUCAAGACAGCAACGCUGCAGAACAGGGUUGCACCCGUGUGUCACCAGCUGCUACUCCCAUUCGAGACAGCAACGCUGCAGAACAGGGUUGCACCCGUGUGUCACCAGCUGCUACUCCCAUUCGAGACAGCAACGCUGCAGAACAGGGUUGCACCCGUGUGUCACCAGCUGCUACUCCCAUUCAAGACAGCAACGCUGCAGAACAGGGUUGCACCCGUGUGUCACCAGCUGCUACUCCCAUUCAAGACAGCAACGCUGCAGAACAGGGUUGCACCCGUGUGUCACCAGCUGCUACUCCCAUUCAAGACAGCAACGCUGCAGAACAGGGUUGCACCCGUGUGUCACCAGCUGCUACUCCCAUUCAAGACAGCAACGCUGCAGAACAGGGUUGCACCCGUGUGUCACCAGCUGCUACUCCCAUUCAAGACAGCAACGCUGCAGAACAGGGUUGCACCCGUGUGUCACCAGCUGCUACUCCCAUUCAAGACAGCAACGCUGCAGAACAGGGUUGCACCCGUGUGUCACCAGCUGCUACUCCCAUUCGAGACAGCAACGCUGCAGAACAGGGUUGCACCCGUGUGUCACCAGCUGCUACUCCCAUUCAAGACAGCAACGCUGCAGAACAGGGUUGCACCCGUGUGUCACCAGCUGCUACUCCCAUUCAAGACAGCAACGCUGCAGAACAGGGUUGCACCCGUGUGUCACCAGCUGCUACUCCCAUUCAAGACAGCAACGCUGCAGAACAGGGUUGCACCCGUGUGUCACCAGCUGCUACUCCCAUUCGAGACAGCAACGCUGCAGAACAGGGUUGCACCCGUGUGUCACCAGCUGCUACUCCCAUUCGAGACAGCAACGCUGCAGAACAGGGUUGCACCCGUGUGUCACCAGCUGCUACUCCCAUUCGAGACAGCAACGCUGCAGAAAAGGGUUGCACCCGUGUGUCACCAGCUGCUACUCCCAUUCGAGACAGCAACGCUGCAGAACAGGGUUGCACCCGUGUGUCACCAGCUGCUACUCCCAUUCGAGACAGCAACGCUGCAGAACAGGGUUGCACCCAUUUCGCGCUGGGCAGCAUGCCAGCGCACGGUUCCGAUUUUCCGGUGGUGCUCGGGCAGCAUCCGAGAAAAAAGUCCUUUCUUUUUUCCUGUCUCCUCCCUCGCGGUUUUCUAAUCCAGGAAAAGCGUUAUGCUAGGUCGUCCACUGACGGCCCCACGUUCGCCGAGGCCAUGGCUUUGUGGGAGAAAAAGGCAGCCUUGCUGCAGGCGCAGCGUCAUGCUCUGCUGCAGGCGCAGCGUCAUGCUGUGCUGCAGGCGCAACAUGAUGCUUGGAUGGCCUAUCCUGCUCGCAAUCUGGCUGCUGAGGAGGAGGAGGACUCGUGGGCGUUUCUCCUGAGGACGAGGAAGUGCCUCAAGCUGAAGUAG